Molecule: messenger RNA, 2751 nt
Organism: Copidosoma floridanum
Lineage: Eukaryota; Metazoa; Arthropoda; Insecta; Hymenoptera; Encyrtidae
Product: osmotic avoidance abnormal protein 3
Biological process (GO): microtubule-based movement; spindle elongation; mitotic spindle organization
Cellular component (GO): microtubule associated complex
Molecular function (GO): ATP binding; microtubule binding; microtubule motor activity
Source: RefSeq, a predicted model, not a curated record
CGGCGCUGUUUUCAAUGACGACAGACUACGAAGGACGAGACCACCCGUCGAGAUGAGCGAGUCGGUCAAAGUGGCGGUGAGAUGCCGCCCCAUGAAUCAGAAGGAGCUGCAGCACAAGUGCAAGAGCGUCGUCGCCGUGGACAGCAGCCAGCGUAGCUGUAGCCUGUCCGACAAUGGUAGCUGUUGCGGCAAGGUGUACCAGUUCGACGCGACCUUCGAACCGGAGGCCUCGACCGAAGCCGUGUACGAGCAAGUGGGGUCGUACGUGGUCGAGGCCGUGCUGGAAGGCUACAAUGGCACUGUGUUCGCUUACGGGCAAACGGGCUGCGGCAAGUCGCACACGAUGCGCGGCUUCAUCGAGCGGGCCCUCGAGCACCUCUUCGAGGCUACCUCGACGGCGAGCUCCGACACCCGCUACCUCGCCCUGCUCACCUACCUCGAGAUCUACAACGAGAAGCUGCGCGAUCUCCUCGACCCCGGGGAAGGCGGUCAUCAGCUGCAGCUGAAGGAGGAUCCGGUGCGCGGGACUUACGUGGCGGGGGGUUUGCGCGAGGUGACGGUCAAGGAUGGCCGGGAGUGCGCGAGGCUGGUGGAACAGGGGGACCGGAGGCGGGUGGCGGCGGCGACGAGGAUGAACGCGGCGAGCUCGAGGAGCCACGCGGUGCUCACGAUAUCGCUCGAGGCGAUAGCCAUUGGGCCAGCGGCGACUGCGGGCUCGGGGGCAGUGCGCCGGGGUAGGCUGCACCUGGUGGAUUUGGCGGGCUCGGAGAGGCAGAGGCGCACCGGGGCGACGGGCGAUCGGCUCAAGGAGGCAGCCAGCAUCAAUCUCAGUCUCUCGGCCCUGGGCAACGUCAUCAGCGCCCUCGCGGCUGGCAAUGGCCGUCACGUGCCCUACAGGGACAGCAAGCUGACGCGCCUACUGCGGGACAGUCUGGGCGGUAACGCGCGCACUCUGAUGAUAGCCUGCGUGAGUCCGAGCGACGUCGACGCCGAGGAGACCCUGAGCACGCUGCGCUACGCCGCCCGGGCGCGUUGCAUCAAGAACAAGCCCAUCGUCAACGAGGACCCAAAGGACGCCCUCCUGCGCCAGUACCAGAUCGAACUCCAACGGCUCAGGAAACUCCUGGAAACGAACGCCACGGAAAACGACGAGCUGCAGUCCACGAAAAACGUUGACGAAGACGACCAACGGGCGGACCCUGAGGACAAAACCAUCAGUGCUGAUGGCGAGACGUUGGCAGAGGCCGUGGAGGUCCCGAGCUCGGAGUCCCCCGCGUCUAAUGGCGUCGUGGACGAGCGUCACCAGCGAAAGCGCGAGGCCGCGAAGCAAGAGGUGCUCCGGAGACUCGAGCGACUGACGAUCGGCGGCGAAGCCCUGGGCGACGCGGAGAUCCAACGGCGCAGGGAACGCCGACGGAAGCGGCUCCAGGCGCUGGCCGAGGCCCUCGAGCGCAGCAGCCAGGAGGGCAACGGGGGCGCCUUCGAGGUGUACGGGCAACUCAAGUCCACCGAGGACGCCCUCAAGCGCAUGGCCAGGAAGGCCAAGCAGCUCGAGGCCGAAGCUGCCGAUUUGCAGGCCUCGUGGGACGAGGAGCGUAGGGAGCUGUUGCGCCGUGAGCUGUUGACCCAGCAGAUCUGCGAGGCGAUGCUGCCGCACCUGAGGCCGGGCUGUCCGCUGCGCAACCUCCAGGACGUGCGAGACGCCUCCACGUGGAGCUCGGAGCUCGGCCGGUGGCGGCUGCCCGACCUCACCGGCAAGUAUCAGAGCUUCUCGCUGCCACCCCCGGCCCCGAUGCAGAACUCGCCACCCCCGGCGUCGGAUCGGAUAAACAACAACAGCAGCACCGCUGGUGCCAGGGGUAUCGGUAGCGGCUACGGGAGGAGUAGUAGUAGGAGCAGCUUGGACGAGAACGACAGCGACAACGAGGCCAAGAGGGUCAACAUCGCCGAUGUCUACUUCAAGAGGAACCGCGUCGACAAGAUCUUGGCCCACGCCAGGGAAGCCAAGACGUUUGAUGCAGGGGGGCGAGUGAGCAAAUCGGGCAGUUCGUCGGAGGAGGCCCAACCGAGCCCACAACCGAUCGCCUCCACCCAGCAGCGCCAGUUGGGCUCCCUGGGUGCCCUCAACGCCGGCCCGUCCAUCGACAACUGGCGCCCGAAAAUCGGUGGCUGGCUGGACCCGGAGCAAACCGCGGAAGCCGAGAAGACGACCAUUGGCAGUCCGCCCUACGGCACGGCUCUGACGAGCCUCCAUCACAAGCGGAACCACUUGCAGCCACCGCCGAGGGUCCUCGAGGCUCUGCCCGCUUAUCCGCACAUCAGCACCUCUGCUCUGCCCCACAGGCUCCAGGGGCCCAUCUCCUGAGAGCCGAGGCGCGAUGGUUGACGCACAUGCCCCUCUCGCUUCGGUGGUUUUGGCCGAUGACCUCGGGCUCCUUUAUCGCCGACUGCGCGCGUCUCCGUAAUGGACAAAAGGAAAAUUAGUCUUAUCGCGGGCGCACAUGGGUUUGUGAGCUUUUCGCAAUCUGCGAUUGAGCGCGAUGGCGCAUGCGGAGUAAGAGGAAUUAUAGCGAUGGUAUAUAUGUAUAUUUUUUUGAAAAAAAUCCCGCGUGUAUAUAUAUAAUGUCAGCGAGUGUGAUGCGCUAGAAUCGUAUUGGAAAAAUCUGAUCGUAUAUUUGCAUGAGUCUUAAUAACGUGCGCGCCGAGCGAGCGAUCGUCCUUUCGUUGGCUUUUUCUUCGAAGAUCUAAUGU